Messenger RNA from Patiria miniata (bat star), 7366 nucleotides. RefSeq names its product protein unc-13 homolog A-like. NCBI's taxonomy places the organism in Eukaryota, Metazoa, Echinodermata, Asteroidea, Valvatida, Asterinidae. The record is from RefSeq and is a predicted model, not a curated record. The coding region runs from base 1 to 5151 and encodes 1716 amino acids. The transcript is spliced from 35 exons. Gene Ontology annotation, biological process: synaptic transmission, glutamatergic; dense core granule priming; neuromuscular junction development. Gene Ontology annotation, molecular function: syntaxin-1 binding; phospholipid binding; calmodulin binding. Gene Ontology annotation, cellular component: presynaptic membrane; synaptic vesicle membrane; presynaptic active zone cytoplasmic component.
AUGGGGCGCUGGAGUGUUUUGCAUGAAACCAACCGUUUAGACAGUGGCCUCGUGGUUGAGCUAUGGACCAAAGGUCUCAUAUGGGACACCUUACUGGGCACGUCAUGGAUCCCGCUGCGCAAUAUCAAACACUCCAAUCAGGAAGGCGAUGGGGACUGGCACUCACUGGACCGCGAGGUAGAGGUGAAAAACAGACAGGUAAACGGCACCAAGAUCCCCACCGGACACAAGGUGCUGAUUGAUGCUCGCUUUGAACUGCCGUUUGAGCUCCAAGAGCAAGAAUCGGCAGUGUUGGAGCGCAAACUUCGUCUGCUGCAGGAUAUGAUGCAAGGUGGGCAGCCUGCGGACCAACAAGCCCAGCUGCCUAACCAAGGCCCGCCUCACUGUCAGUAUCUCUCAGAGGACAGCGAUUACACAAGUGACGUUAACGUUCCCUGCGCAGGGAGUCUCAGUCCGCAACGGAACGGUCGGUCUGAUCUGCCCAACCAGUAUCCUGAUCAUCAGUAUGACGACCACCUCCCAGAUCACCUGAAUCACCACCCGGAUCAUUUGAAUCACCACCAGGAUCCUCUAGAUCACUUGAAUCACCACCAUCAUCACCACCAAGACCCUUACAACCACCCAGAUCUGCAUCACCACCACCACCUUCCCCACCAUCACCAGUCGGAUGAAGGGCCGCUGGACGGCUCCCCACUUCAUGCUGAGGAGGAUUACCCUGACUAUGAUUUGGACUAUGACCGGGAAAUGGAAGCUUACUAUGGGGAGGGUUACUCCGAAGACGAUAACGUUCGCUACGCAGAAGAGGAUAUGGGCGAUUAUGUAGAGGACGAUCAAGGCAGCUACUCAGAACCAGGAAUAGAGGACGGUCGCGCCCCUUACCCGAACGAUUACUACUCAGACGAGUACGACCCGCAUUACCGCGAGCACAGCUUUGACGAGUACAGCCGGGACGAGUUUGAACGAGGGGAGAGUUUUGAUAUGCCCCAGAGCGACGGGGAGUCGCUGACGAGUAGUGGGGUGGGACAACGCGCACCCCGCCCGGAAUAUAUGUACGCUCAGGAUAGUUUAAGUGGACACGGAAGUAGACCCUCAUUAGGAACUGAAAGCCUUGUCAGCAGCCAGAUGUCAUCUCCACGCAUGAGCAGGGACAACCUUCAGGAGGAGGAUCCCAGCAUGGACGUCGCGCCUCAUCACCACCCAGAGGAGGCCGGAAGCGAGGCAGACUAUGAGAGCCACAUCACGCCGGCCAAGGCCCGCUGGCUCAAUGCCUUCCAUCGGGUCCGGCAACAAAUGGAAGAGGAGCGCUCAGCCUAUUUGGAGGAGAGUGCCAAUGACUUCUCAGGUAGAGGUCUAUGGAGCAGUAUAGCCAAUGGAGGUCUUUACCUUGAUAUAAACUCAAUGCCGGAGAUUCUGCCGCGACGAAAGUCAAUACCUCUGGAGAUUGGAGUCAAAAGCUUUUGUUGGUCGUUGGCUGCUAUAAAGCGGCAGUCUGGCCCCUCCACCUUGGUCACUAGACAGUCUCUGAAUGAUGAGGAAUUGAAAAGUCAUGUCUACAAGAAGUCCCUACAGGCCCUCAUCUACCCGAUCUCCAGCACCACACCCCACAACUUCGAGGUGUGGACGGCCUCCACGCCCACCUACUGCUAUGAGUGCGAGGGCUUAUUGUGGGGCAUUGCCCGGCAAGGGGUACGCUGCGCCGAGUGCGGGGUCAAAUGCCACGAGAAGUGCAAGGACCUGCUCAACGCCGACUGCCUGCAGCUCUUCAUGACUAAGAACAGCAGAGAGGCGACAGGUUUAGUGCACAAUUUUAUGAUACGCUUACGUGCCAUACCCCACAUGCUGUUUGGUUGGAAUCUGUGCAAUUCCGCCAACACAGACAGCGACUCGGAGCCCAGCCAGAUACGGGAGGAAGACAUCUUUGAGGAGGAGGAGUUUGUGGAAAUCAAAACCUCGUCGCUGGAGCGCAUUGUACCUGACCAGCCGCAGGAUGGAGCAGCCGAGAAGAGCUCCAAGCAUGGCGCGGAGGACAAGACGCAAAACAUCAUCAUGGCCAUGAGAGACCGCAUGAAGAUACGCGAGCGCAACAAACCCGAGAUCUUUGAUCUCAUUCAGGAGGUGUUCAACAUUCCCAAGCAGCAGCAUGCAGGCCACAUGAAGGCGGUCAAGCAGAGCGUGCUGGACGGCACCUCCAAAUGGUCAGCCAAGCUGGCCACCACGGUGGUCAGCGCCCAGGGCCUGAUUGCCAAGGACAAGACGGGUACCAGCGACCCGUACGUCACGGUGCAGGUUGGCAAGGUCAAGAAGCGGACACGGACCGUCCAACAGAACUUGAACCCAGAAUGGAACGAGAAGUUCUUCUUUGAGUGCCACAACUCCUCGGAUCGGAUCAAAGUCCGCGUUUGGGAUGAAGAUGAUGACCUGAAGUCCAAGCUGAUGCAGAAGCUGACCAGGGAAUCGGAUGACUUCCUGGGACAGACAAUCAUCGAGGUGCGCACUCUCAGCGGUGAAAUGGACGUCUGGUAUAACCUGGAAAAGAGAACAGACAAAUCUGCUGUUUCAGGGGCCAUUCGGUUACACAUCAGUGUGGAGAUUAAAGGGGAGGAGAAAUCUGUGGCCCCGUACCAUGUACAAUAUACCUGUUUACAUGAGAACCUGUUCCACUAUUUGAGUGAACGUGAAGCAGGCCAGGUCAAGCUCCCAGCAGCCCGCGGAGACGACGCCUGGAAGGUGUACUUUGAAGAGACACCUCAGGAGAUUGUGGAUGAGUUUGCCAUGAGAUAUGGCAUUGAGUCCAUCUAUCAAGCAAUGACGCAUUUUUCGUGUCUUUCAUCCAAGUACAUGUGUUCGGGAGUGCCAGCCGUCAUGAGUACACUCCUAGCCAACAUAAAUGCCUUCUAUGCACACACCACGGCCUCCACUGCUGUAUCCGCAAGUGACCGCUUUGCCGCUUCCAACUUUGGGAAAGACAAGUUUGUCAAGCUGCUGGACCAACUGCACAACUCACUGCGUAUUGAUCUGUCAGCGUAUAGAAAUAACUUUCCAGCCAACAGUCCGGAGAAACUAGCCGACUUGAAGUCCAUGGUGGACCUUCUCACAAGCAUCACGUUCUUCAGAAUGAAGGUUCAGGAAUUGGCCAGUCCACCCCGCGCGGCCACCGUCGUCAAGGACUGUGUCAUUGCCUGCCUCCGGUCCACCUACGAGUACAUCUAUGAGAACUGCUUUGACCUGUACCAGCGGGAGUUCCAGCCAGACCCCUCGGACCGGCCCAGCGAAGCUGACGCCAAUGGCCCCAGCGCCAAGAGCCUGGACUUCUGGACCAAGCUCAUCUCCUUGAUCGUGUCGGUCAUUGAAGAGGAUAAGACGACGUAUACGUCGGUUCUCAACCAGUUUCCUAAUGAGCUGAACGUCGGGCAGCUGAGUGCAUCCACUAUGUGGAGUCUCUUUGCCCAUCAGGAUCUGAAAUUUGCCUUGGAAGAACAUGAACAGCAGAGGUUAUGCACCAGCGCCGAAUACAUGAACCUGCACUUCAAGGUCAAAUGGAUGUAUAAUAAAUACAUAGAGAUAGUGCCACCAUACAAGGACUCGGUACCAGACUAUCCUGAUUGGUUUGAGCCGUUCGUCAUGCAGUGGCUGAGCGAGAAUGAGGAGCUAUCCAUGGAGUUUCUCCACGGAGCCCUGGACCGGGACGAGAAGGAAGGCUUUCAGAAGAGCUCAGAGCAUUCCCGCUUCUCCUGCUCGGUGGUGGACGUCUUCACCCAGCUCAACCAGCGGUUUAACAUCAUCAAGAAACUGGAGUGCCCUAACCCUGAGAUUGUCAAUCGCUACAUGACACGCUUCUCUCAGACGGUGAACAAAGUUCUGCUUGCCUACGCGGAUGUCGUCCAUGAGAAGUUUGCCAAGUAUUGCUGCGAUGACAAGAUCUCCUUGCAGGCCUGCAUCCUGAUGAACAACAUCCAGCAGCUGCGGGUGCAGCUGGAGAAGGUCUUUGAGUCCAUGGGAGGGGAGAGUCUGGACCCGAUUGCGGCGGACAUCCUCAAGAAGCUGCAAGGCAGCCUGAACGAGGUGCUAGACCAACUCAGCCAGAUAUUCUCCAAGAGCCUUGAACUACGAUUACAAGAGAGCAUUCAGCAGCUGAGCAUGCUCCUUGGCGAGGUCAAGGGGGCGGGAAAUGUCGCCCUCAGUCAGCCAAGCCAAAAGGCCAACGUCCAAGUGGAAGCUGAUAACGUCCUCAGACCGCUCAUGGAUGUCCUCUUUAGCAACUUGACGGAGUUGGCCCAGAGUUGCGAGAAGACGGUCCUCAAGCGUCUGUUGAAGGAGAUGUGGCGCAUCGUGGUCAGCACAGUGGAGAAAGUCGUGGUCCUGCCACCCAUGAAUGACGCCUCGGAAGGGAACAGGGAAGAAAAUAAGAACCUGACACCCAAGCAGUGUGCUGUCCUGGAUAUGGCACUCGAUCAAAUUAAGCAAUAUUUCCACGCCUCUGGCAACGGUCUGAAGAAGGCCUUCCUAGAGAAGAGCCCUGAGCUUCAGUCCUUGCGCUACGCUCUCUCCCUGUACACGCAGACCACAGAUACGCUCAUUAAGACAUUCGUCCAGAGCCAAACAUCUCAAGAUCAGCCGAGUUUAACCCACUCUGUUGGCGAGGUGUCAAUCCAGGUGGAUCUGUUUACGCACCCAGGGACAGGGGAACAUAAAGUCACCGUCAAAGUGGUUGCCGCCAAUGAUCUGAAGUGGCAGACUACCAGCAUGUUCCGGCCGUUCGUGGAGGUCUACAUGAUCGGCCCCCACCUGAGCGACAAGCGACGGAAGCACAGCACCAAGUCCAAGGGAAACAACUGGGCACCCAAAUACAAUGAAACAUUCCAAUUCAUUCUUGGUAAUGAGGAUGAGCCUGAUGCCUAUGAGCUGCACAUCUGCGUCAAAGACUACUGCUUUGCUCGCGAGGACCGUCUGAUCGGCAUUGGCGUCAUGCAGCUGCGGGACAUUGUGGAGUGCGGCAGCUGUGCUUGCUGGUGCGCGCUGGGACGCAAGCUGCACGUGGACGACACCGGGGGCACCAUCCUGCGCAUCUUGUCGCAGCGCACCAACGACGAGGUGGCGCGGGAGUUUGUCCGGCUCAAGUCAGAGCGGCGGUCAGAAGGCGGCGAUGGGUGAUGACAAGCAUUGCCAGACCUAAAAAUCAGCUGCCAUUGUUUCAUUAAUGAGCAAAAAAGUGCCUCCAUCCCAAACAAGUAAAAAAAAAAGUAAAAAGUAUCCUUCAGUAUUGAGCCUUUCUGAGGGAGAAUUGUGUAUUUGAACAGUAGUUGCUCUUCAGGGAUUUCAAGAAGGGCCUAGUAGCAGACUUCAAGACGAAGAAACGUCUUCUACCGCACAUGAAGCUGGUAUGGUCACCAUAUGUAGGAGAAGUCUUUUUGUACAGCAACUCAUCUGAAGCUUUCAAUAUGGUGUUCUAAAAUAGACUGAUAAAUUUGGUUUGUUUUGUUUUGUUUUAACACCUUGUUUACGGUUAUCAGAGUUAAACAUUUUCAAGACUUAGUGUUUAUCAACAUUUUUAAUGUUUGAACAUUUGUUUUCGCUUCUUGUUUGCUGUCUGCUUCCAAGUUGCGCAGGUUGCAUCUCAAAAAUGGAUUCGCUUCUAAGCACAAUCACAAUAAACCACCAAAGAAAAGUCAUAAUUUCUGGCAGUUGUUUUUCUGUCAUGGUUAUUAGUCUUCUGUACCAUAAAAUGCCUAGUGAACAUCUCAGGCAUUUUGCAACACUGCUUAGAAUUUUUUGAACAGUUUCAGAUUUCAGGCUCAACUCGACCAGAAAUGACUGGGCAGGAUUUUGUCCAACUUUGUAAUCUGCCUAUCGAUCUAACUUAUAAAAGGGCCAAUUUAAACUGCUUCAGUAAGGUAAUUUUCCUUCAUAUUUGCUGUUAUACAUCGCCAGGGUCCCUCUAUCGUUGUCUUUGGACACACAUCUUUCAAAUAUAAAAUUUGUUUCCAAUUUGUCUGUACAACUGUCAUCUGCUUUGUAUAUAUGAAUAUAUAAAUAUAAAUCACUUGAUAUAUUAUGAGGUUUUCUACCAUUAUUGUAAACAUUCCAUUGCGAAUGCCACUUAUAAAUACAACACGUUUUUUGUACCUACAUUAAUUAAUUAAGGAAUUAACUGUAAUCCCAUUUUUUGUGUGGCAUGUUUGAAUCCAAUCAAUGUACUUCUUUCAGUUGAUCCAUGAUCACUUGAUUAAAAAAAUUAUUUGAACUUGAAAACAUUUUUAAAAUCUGUUCAUUUUUCCUCGUCUGUAGUUCAAGCUGUUCAAAGUGUAAAUGAAAAAAUUAUAUAUCAGCAAAUAUAUAUUAUAAAUAUUCCUAUUUAUUUCUGCGGCUCUGUCGCAACACGCGCUGUUUUUGUAUAGUUGUGCCAUUGCCUACAUGUAGGUGUAUUCAUCAAAAUUAUUUGUGUAUAAUUAUUACGAAGGAUUAGCCUUCGCUACGCUGUGAUGACUACUUCGCACGGUUUGAUGUAAUAUGCGUGAACAAGUUGGUGUUUCCACCAAGUGCAAUUUGAUAACAAGUAAUAUUCAACUCCUAUGGUGCACAGUAAGACUUUCCAAAAAAAACAAAAGAAUAAAAAAGAGUAACAAAAACAUAAAACCAAGUUUGGUAAGUCAUUUUUAAAAUAUUAACCAAUUUACUCAGAACAUAUAUCGAGAAUCGUAAUCUUGUUUAUAUUGAGUAACUAUAUAAGUAUGUUGAUACACUUCAACAAGUAUUGUUGGAUUUGACAAAAUGAAAAGGAAAAAAAAAGAUAAAUACAACUUUUUUAUAUACCAAACUUGAUUUGCAGUUGAUACAUGAAACUUUUGAUAAUGAUUUACCUUAACAAAUAUUUCCCUAAAUUUUCAAAUUUUGACUUUUUCAAGUUUUUCGUAAGCAUUCUCCUGUAGACCUAGAAUGUUGUUUUUUCCCUUCUAAAAUUAGUAAUGUAUGAUCGUGUUGUUGUUUUUCUCUCGAAAAUAUGUUUUGUCUACAUGAUGUUUUAUACCUAGUUUAAUUAAUGGAACUGGUUGAUAUUGUUACCUCUUUACAUUUAAAUUUAGGUUGGUGAGCCAUCCUUUAAUUUUCGUUUUUGAAGAGAAAUUUUUCAAUCAAUUUCUUUAUGCCUCCUUGUGGAAGGAAAGUCCCUAAUUUGGUUUGUUUUUUUUUGGGGGGAGAAUAGUUUUUUUUUCCAUUUACUUAGUGUUUUAUUUUUUGAGGAGUACCAUGCAAGUCUAGUUCCCUGACGUUACUGUCGGCCCCAUGUUUAGUUACUUAAUAGACCAUUAUCAUGUUGCAGCCAUUUGAUUUUUUUCCCAUUCAAAUCAACGUAACCAAAGCGAGGCUGGAA